UUAUACAGUACACUACAUAACAAACUAUGCUUAUAGUGGAAUUUCUGACGCAUUGCAAGAAUCCAUGCAGAAUAAAGAAUAGCCAGAAUCCGUGUUAUUAUUUAGGUUACUUCCUACUUUCACUUUUAAAACCACACAUCUGAAAAUGGCGUCGAAAAAGGACACAGCAAAGCGUAGGAGAAGAAAACAAAGUUUGAGCCCACCACCAACAAUGUCUGAGCUGAGGAUCAUUGUGAUGGGAAAAAGUCUACAACAUACCGGCAUGGUAGGAAAUUUUAUCCUGGGAAAAGAUGCAUUUGAGACUGAAGAUCCUCCACAUUCAGUCAGGCAGUGCAGUAAGAGAGCCAGUGGAUGUGUUGAAGGAACGCACAUCACUCUCAUCAAUGCACCUCCUUUAUUUAACCCAAAACUAAAACCAGAUGAACUGAAAAAGUGUGUACAUCUUUCUGCUCCUGGACCUCAUGCAUUUUUACUUGUGAUACAACCUCACAGCUUCACAGAGGAGGACAAGAGCCACUUGGGAUUGUUAUUAAACUACUUCAGUAAGCAAGCUCUAAACUACACCUUUGUCAUCGGUAUAGAGCAGGAUUCUAAUGGAGGCAAGUCUGGAGGAAAGUCGAAUGCUUUUCAAAGUUUAAUAAAUGACUGCUGUCAGCGGUAUUAUAAAUAUAAACAGCUUAAAAAAAAGAAUUCAUGUCGUGAGCUUUUUAAUCACAUCAGAAGUGUGGUCAAAAGAACGGAGGACAUUGUCUCAUGUGUGACGUCUCUGAGGAAUCUUUCCAAACUGAUGAUAAUCCUGCAAGACUGGGAGAGAGAACACUACACAUCAGUCCUAAAUGUUACUGAGUUUAAUAGACAGACACUUCUAAAUAUUAUUGAUUUUCUUUUCAUUUCAGUGAUGGAAAGUGAUUCCUCAUUGCCAGUGUUAAACCUGGUGCUGUGUGGAAGUGAUGAAGCACUAAAGACCUCCAUAUCAGAUCUCAUAUUGGGCAAGAGAAAUGUGAAGACUGCAGAAGUCUGUGGAUGCCGUCUCAGGCUGAUGGUGAUGCCAACUCUCUAUAACACUCAACUCUCAGAUGAUGAAGUGAUGGAUAAGAUUCUCCACUUUAUCUCUCUGGAUAAUCCUGUCCAUGCUUUUCUUUUUAUCAUUCCUGUUGGUCCUCUCACUGAUGAUGACAAAACAGAAAUAGAGAUGAUUCAGAGAAUCUUUAGUCCAAGUGUGUGUGAUCACAGUAUAGUUAUUUUCACCAGCGAGAACAUUAAUGAAGCUACAAUUAACUUUGUUCAGCGAAGUUCAGAAAUGGAAGAACUUCGACGCUUGUGUGGAAACAGAUAUAUGAUCUUAGAGAAAGAACAAAAACGAGGACAUAAACAGGUACCAGAACUGUUAGACCAAGUAACAAAUAUGAAAAGAUUUAUUCUCUCUCAAUGUAUAUUGAGGCACAGAGAGAUGGAGCUAAAAAGUGCUGAAGGUGAAAACUCUGACUUCAAUCAUCUGAGAAUAUUACUGAUUGGGAAAACAGGAAAUGGGAAGAGUGCCACAGGAAACACCAUUCUAGAAAGAGAAGAAUUUGAGAGUGAUGUCAGCAUGAAAUCUGUGACAAAAAUGUGCCAGAAGGGAAUUGCAGAAGUUCAGGGCACAUCAGUAGCUGUUGUGGACACUCCAGGACUCUUUGACACCACACUAUCAAAUGAAGAAGUAAUAGAAGAAAUUGUGAAAUGCAUUUCAUUGCUGGCACCAGGACCCCAUGCCUUCAUCAUUGUGCUGAGUGUGGGAAGGUUCACUGAGGAAGAGAAGGAAACAUUGACUAUGAUUAAGAAGAUCUUUGGUGCCGAGGCUGCAAAAUACACUAUAGUGCUGUUUACUGGAGGAGAUAAACUGAAAGGUAAAACAAUAGAAGAUUAUAUCAAGACCAGUGAUCAUGCAUGUGUGAACAGGUUAAUCAGGGACUGUGGUGGAAGAGUUCACUUGUUCAAUAACACUGUAAAAGAUUCCACCCAAGUUAGCGAUCUUCUUCAGAAGAUUGAACAAAUGAUCAAGUUUAACAGGGACAAUUAUUUUACUAAUGAGAUGUUUGAGAUGGCAGAGAUGUUGAUACAACAGAAACAAAUGGAGAUGCUGAAAGAAGAGGAACAGAUGCAAGCUGAGAAAGAGGCUCUGGAGGCCAAAUUUGAAGAAGAGCUUCAACAGCUCAGGAAAAAAAUGGAGGAAGAGAGAGAGAGGUUGGAAGAGGAUAGGCGAAUCGGAAAACAAAAGAAAAUAAAGCAGGAGUAUGAGGAACAGGAGAAUGUAAGAAAAGAAGAGUGGAAUAAAAGAUUCCAGGAGGAAAAUACAAGAAGAGAAGAAGAGAGACAGAGACUACAGAAACUGAAAGAGAAGAUAGAAGCAGAAAGGCAAGAGGAGAUUAAAAGAGAGAGAAGAAUAAAGAAAGAAAAGAUAAAGAAGACAGAACAGGAGCAAAUGAGAAAUGACUAUAAGAAGAUAGAGAAAGAAAUGGAGACCAAAUAUCAGAAUGAGGCGAGAAGACAAGCUGAGCAGAUGAAUGACUUAGAGACACAACAUAAAGAUUCCAUUCAAAAAGUGGUUACCAAGCAUGAAAAUGAUUCUAAACUUUCAGUAGACUCGAAUAAAGAUAAACAAGAGUUAGAUGAGCCCAAACAAAAGAAAUGCAUUAUUCUCUAGAAGAUUGAUGAUGCUGUUUGGGCGUUUACAUUCACAUGGGGCAAAAUAAUCCACAUUUCUUUAACUACAAUGCUUUAUUCACUGUUCAUCACAAAAAGCUACAAAGUUUUCACAGCUAGUCUAGACUGAACAAUUACAGCAUUUGGCAGACACAUUUUCAAUGUUACUUACAAUUAUUAUAUUUAUGCAACUCUGAAAUUGAAAACAUUGUUUUAUUUCACCCUUUAAUUUUAUUUCACACAUUGGUCAAGAUUUUAAAUGCAGCUAUAGGUGAUCAUGUUCCUGCUCCAGAUGGACAGGUUGCUUUGCCUACAGCAUUCAGAACAAAUAGACCUGUUGAGUUUGUGGCACCGAGGCCAUGGAGAGGCAUCUGUUCUGUCUUCUGUUAUCAUAAGGAUUUCUGUGCAUUUGUUCUUAAUUUGACAUUGGAUACAGAAAGAAUCUGAUUGGUUCCUGAUGAAAUAGGAGGCACAUUUGAGAUGGUGAGACUGUAAUGGAGAUGUGUGUUAAUCAUAAUGUACAUUUAUUAUUUUUGUAAUACUUCAGUGCCGAGUGAGAAUCGUCAUACUGUUCAGAAACUAAUAUGUUGCUACACUUAUACUGUCAUAUCAUAGUAUUUCAUUGGCAUGUGAUGAUCUUUGUCCACACAAAAUCUGUGUAUUAUUGAAAAAGGUUUUUGUGGCUAUUUUGAUGCUCCAUUCAUUAUUUUUUUUUUUUACGUUUUAUCAAUCUCAAUAUUAUUGGAAUACUAUGAGCACUAUACAUUUUUUUUCAUGAUGUUUUCAUUCUAUUAUAAUUUCGUAUUAUGUACUUCAUCAGUUUUAUACUAACA
Molecule: messenger RNA, 3515 nt
Organism: Silurus meridionalis
Lineage: Eukaryota; Metazoa; Chordata; Actinopteri; Siluriformes; Siluridae
Product: GTPase IMAP family member 8-like
Molecular function (GO): GTP binding
Source: RefSeq, a predicted model, not a curated record